AUGAGGAUCAUGAGGGAUCUGCAGGAAAUGGCCGUCAACGUUGCGCGCCGCGCGCCGCGGCCUGUUGUGUUGCAGGGGAGCGGGAAGAGCAGGAGGAGGAGGAAGAUGGCGGUGGCCAGGCUCGGGGGGAGCGUCAGGAGGCCGCGGCGCAGAUUCCUGGGGACGACGCUGAUCCGCAGGCUGCGCCUGCGGUGGGUGACGGCGCUGUACAGGCGUGCCCUGCGGCGGCUGCGCGCAGCCUGCGCCAGCGAGGCCGUCCAGCGCGUCCUCGAGGGAACCGCACUGGUCGGCGCCGCGCGCCUGGACGCCGGGGUCUGA
This is a messenger RNA of Miscanthus lutarioriparius, 318 nucleotides long. The record is from the annotation of a GenBank genome assembly. Lineage: Eukaryota; Viridiplantae; Streptophyta; Magnoliopsida; Poales; Poaceae.